This is a messenger RNA of Priapulus caudatus, 3499 nucleotides long. RefSeq names its product vacuolar protein sorting-associated protein 4A-like. Gene Ontology annotation, biological process: endosomal transport; vacuole organization. Gene Ontology annotation, molecular function: ATP hydrolysis activity; ATP binding. Lineage: Eukaryota; Metazoa; Priapulida; Priapulimorpha; Priapulimorphida; Priapulidae. Bases 123 to 1439 code for a protein of 438 amino acids. The record is from RefSeq and is a predicted model, not a curated record. The transcript has 12 exons.
ACGAAAGCGGAUGUCCGCUACCUGCACGAAAAAUAUCGCGACCAUAUUGUUUACCAAAAUUUGUUUUGAAAUAGUUUGAUUUCAUCUUCUAAGUAGCGUUUAAAUGCACAUAUAAAGUGAUCAUGGCAACAGGAGGCACACUACAGAAAGCAAUUGACUUGGUGACCAAAGCAACGGAGGAAGAUAAGAACAAGAAUUAUGAAGAAGCAUUGCGACUUUACGAGCAUUCAGUAGAGUAUUUUCUACAUGCCAUCAAGUAUGAGGCACAAAGUGACAAGGCCAGAGAAACUAUCAGGGCCAAAUGUAUUCAGUAUCUCGAUCGAGCUGAGAAGUUGAAAAAGUAUUUGGCGGAUAAAGAGCACAAGAAGAAACCAAUAAAAACUGGUGAAAAUUCAAGCAAGAAGGGUGCAGACAGUGACAGUGAUUCCGACAGUGAUCCAGAUAAAAAGAAACUGAUUAACCAAUUAGAAGGUGCUAUUGUUAUGGAGAAACCAAACAUCAAUUGGAAUGAUGUGGCUGGGUUAGAGGUUGCGAAAGAAGCAUUAAAAGAAGCUGUUAUUUUACCAAUCAAGUUUCCUCACUUGUUUACAGGGAAAAGACAACCAUGGAGGGGAAUUCUGCUAUUUGGACCACCCGGAACAGGCAAGUCAUACUUGGCGAAGGCAGUUGCUACAGAGGCCAACUCUACCUUCUUUUCUGUGUCUUCAUCCGAUCUUGUCUCCAAGUGGUUAGGCGAAAGUGAAAAGUUAGUCAAGAACCUCUUCGAGAUGGCUCGAGACAAAAAGCCAAGCAUCGUAUUUAUCGAUGAAAUAGACUCUCUUUGCAGCUCGCGCUCGGACAAUGAAUCCGAGUCAGCCCGGCGAAUUAAGACAGAGUUCCUUGUGCAAAUGCAAGGUGUUGGGACAGAUAAUUUCGGCGUUCUAGUGUUAGGCGCAACAAAUAUCCCCUGGGUACUAGAUGCAGCUAUAAGGAGGAGGUUCGAGAAGCGUAUCUACAUACCACUGCCAGAAGAAAAUGCACGUACAACAAUCUUCAAAAUCCACAUGGGGAACACACCAAAUAGCCUUACAGAUGAAAACUACAGAACGCUAGGAGAGAAAAGCGAAGGCUAUUCCGGUGCGGACAUCAGUAUAGUGGUCCGGGAUGCCCUGAUGCAGCCAGUGCGAAAGGUUCAGACAGCUACACACUUUAGACGGGUACGGGGACCAAGUCGCACUGACCCUAAUCUAAUCGUCGAUGAUUUGCUGUCUCCCUGUUCUCCUGGUGCACCUGGUGCCACGGAAAUGUCCUGGAUGGAGGUUCCUGGUGAAAAACUGCUAGAGCCAGUUGUGACAAUGGGAGAUGUUCUUCUGUCCCUCUCAAGCACCAAACCGACUGUUAAUGAUGAAGAUUUGUUGAAGGUAGAUAAAUUCAAGGAUGACUUUGGACAGGAGGGGUAGUGGCUGUACUAGUUACUACCUACUUACUACUAGAACUAGUACUAAAACCUGCUUGCUUGGAAGGUAUGUAAUAGGCACUGUUCCAUACUGUUGUGUCUGACCUUGUAGUAUAUGCUUGUCAUGUCAGAUGCUGUCAUUCUGCUGAUGUGUUCAUGACAAAUGCGAUGGGUUGUAUAUUUAUAUAUAACCGAUACAGGCCUGUGUUAACGUAAAUGCUUUGACUACAUUAAAAAAGUUACAUGAUUAUCUUGGCCAUAUAAGCAACCUUUUAGGGUUUCUUUCUGUAACUUCUACAUGUAGCUGUAAAAUUACAACAAUGCCAUGUAUCUAUCACUUUGUGUGAUUGUAUGUAAUGUGUUGCCCAUCCUUGUAAUAGUAUUUUAUGCAGAUAUGUAGUUAAUAUGCUACAAGUGUAGUUUUCUCCUGCAUAGUUAGUGGGAUUAAUUUGAUUAGACUGUAAUUGGUCAUGGAUUGACUAUUGUUUAAUUAGGAUUUAUUUCUGGAAAGUCUAUAGUGUAUUGUGGCAUAUACACUGAGCAUUGUUUCUGGUUAUUUGCAUUACACAGCGCCGGUUUAAUGCCAAGUUCUUAUUGUACAGACAUUGAGGAAAUUUAUAAAUGCUAUGUUGAUUAUGUAUUUAUGUCCAUUAAAAAGUGUGAAAAUAAUGUGAGAUUAGAGGCUAUUGUAAAUGCACUGGUUUUGCUAGUUUGCAUAGACAUGUACAGAUUAAACACAAUAUAAAUGAUAUGUGAAUAUAUUGUAUCUUCAUUAGUGAAAGUCGCUGACACAGAAAACAGGAUACUAUAUACUAACUGUAUAUAUAGGAUUUAUAUCUCCGGACUCUCCGGAUAUAUAUCUGGAUAUAUAUAAUUAUUGCAUGUCAGCUGCUCCACUGUACUUAAGAAAUUGUGACAGUUACUUGGAUAAUAAGCAUUACUUGUGAUUAUAAUUUUGCAGUGAUAGCUAAUAAAAUUAUUAUAAAUGUGGCUUAUUGCAAAUAUGGUGUAAAGGUCAAAACUUCAAUUACAUCUCAAAUGCUUGUGAAACUGAUAUAGCACAAAGAAGAUGCUGGGGAAGUGGGUUUGGUCGUUUAAACAUGAGCAUAAUAGUUCAGACGAGCGUGUGUGUAGGAACUGUAAACGCUAAGUUGCCGAUUUCAGUGUGACUCAAAAUGGAAGAGCUGAAUAAGUCAGAGCAGGGCAUCCUACAUAUAUAGCAUUCGGACACCAUUUUUGAACGACAAAGCAUUAUGCAGGAGCAGCAACUUGCAUGUUUAUUGUAUUCAACCUGCAAUAGUUGUCUAAGUUCAAGCAAGCAUGCCCUCUCAGCAUGGAUUGCCAUGUAAUGAAGCUGCUUUCUUAUAGCGAAUGUGCCCUGUUCCAUUAACAUCCACCUAUAGGCCUGCCCUAGCUCUCUAGCUGAAAUGUUUGGAAGGUCUGGACUAGUCCAGGAGCAGACCAGUAGUUGCUGGCCUAGCGUUAGCACAUGACCUUGGUUUCUUAUUAGUGUGCAGCAUUGAAGAAUACAUCUCGACAACUCGUCAUCUUUAAUUUUUAUCACCCUAUUACCCGUUUAAAAUAACCCCCAAAAGAAGAUUAAAUGAAAGGGAAACGUGUAACACUGCUGCAAAAAAAGUUGGAAAUAUAUAUCUGCGAAUACUGGCAUUCUUUCCUCUUUGAUAAAUCACAACCAAUGAGCUGUCAUUGUACUUUAAUGUAAGUAAAGUUUAUCCUAAAUUUCACUGAAGAAAACUGCCCUUGGGACUUCAAUUAACAAUACCUUGGACAACUGCUAUAAUGUCAGUUUUAGAUGCGUGCAUCUGAACUCCGUGUAUGUUGGUUAGUAAUGACCCUCGUUUAACCAUAUAUGGGGUGCAUAUCUUUCGAGUUCCUUGGUCAUUAGUGUUUAGGCAUAAAGUAAUGCCAAUGACUUAGGAGAUGUUGUGCGUGAGUUUGUGUGCGUGAGUUUUGUGUGCCAGGUCUGUAAAAAGAUCUUCCAAUAGUGCACAUGCAUAGGUCAUGUGGAAAUCCAAUUUAUUUGUUUAAAAUAGUAUAAUAAAC